Molecule: messenger RNA, 480 nt
Organism: Phytophthora sojae
Lineage: Eukaryota; Oomycota; Peronosporomycetes; Peronosporales; Peronosporaceae
Exons: 1
Coding region: 1-480 (159 amino acids)
Source: RefSeq, a predicted model, not a curated record
AUGAGCACGCUGCAAGAUGCGAUACAGCUGUACUCGUCCUCAGACGAAGAAGGAGAAGAACAGGAGGAGAAGGAAGAGAGCAAGUACGAUGACGGGGCUGUGGUGAGCCACGUGUCCAGGUAUCAGCCUGCCCAAGACUCCUCGGUAGACGACGGUGAAGACGAAGACAGCGAAGACGAAGAGAAGGUUUCAGACCCGCCGCCACCUCGGAAGCGCUCGCAGAAGGAACGCGUCGUGACGGAUCCGUCCUCGGUCCCUACGCGAGCCCAGCAACUGCAGAAGCAGCACUGCGCAAGGCCCAAGAACACGCCGUGGCCGACGCGACUGUCGCGGGCGAAGCGACAUCGCGCAAAGCGAGCUCCGGUGCGCUACGGCGACAGGGUGUUGUACGCUCGGGGAGCUCCAGCUGCUGCAGUCGACCCACACCGUCAACUUGAUGGUCGAUCUCGCGAUCGCCCGCAACGCCACGGCGGAGUGUAA